AUGAAGCUCUUAUUAGCGUCUGAGGCUACCAUGAGAUCUGGUGAAGGUGAAGAAAGACCGAGAAGGAAGAAGAAAAAGAAGUCAGAAGGAAGGAAGUUUCCAUUGUCAGUUGGUCACCAGUCAAAGCACCCAUCGGAGUCAAUAGAAGAGAUUCGAAAGAGAAAGGAGGGUGCUAGGUCUCGCCUCCGAAAAUACCCUUUCACAGAGGGACAACGUUGUGUUGCCGGAAAUACCCUUUCCCCAUUACUUCACAGUGCACUGGAAGUGUUCGCCUGUAGAGUGUGGCCUGUGGUUGAAGAAGAAGAAGAAGAAGAAUAA
Lactuca virosa is the source of this 318-nucleotide messenger RNA. The record is from the annotation of a GenBank genome assembly. NCBI's taxonomy places the organism in Eukaryota, Viridiplantae, Streptophyta, Magnoliopsida, Asterales, Asteraceae.